Messenger RNA from Cryptococcus deneoformans JEC21, 2469 nucleotides. RefSeq names its product expressed protein. The coding region runs from base 31 to 2400 and encodes 789 amino acids. The transcript has 15 exons. The record is from RefSeq and is a predicted model, not a curated record. Gene Ontology annotation, biological process: DNA-templated transcription. NCBI's taxonomy places the organism in Eukaryota, Fungi, Basidiomycota, Tremellomycetes, Tremellales, Cryptococcaceae. Gene Ontology annotation, cellular component: nucleus. Gene Ontology annotation, molecular function: DNA binding; zinc ion binding; DNA-binding transcription factor activity, RNA polymerase II-specific.
CUUCUACAGACUAUCAACGCUGCAUCGAACAUGUCCGUCACUUCAACCCAUUCACAAAAUUCAAUCAGUCCUGGCGCAGUCCCAGACGCCCCAGGAGCACAUUCGGCGCAACCGCAAACAGAAGCUGCUGGGGUUGACCUCCGCGUCCGAUUUGCCCGCGCUUGUGAUCGUUGCCGACACAGGAAAAUAAAGUGCGAUAAUGAACACCCAUGUGGAAAAUGUGCGGCAGCUGGUGUUACCUGUACUUCGGGAAUGAGCAGAGCGACUGGUGUAAGCAGACGGCGAGCUUCUCGAACAAGCUUUUCGGACACGCGCAACCAUCAUGAAGCUUUCAUUGAGAAAGAAGGGUCACCUUCCAACAGAGAACAUCGAUCUAACAACAAAGGACGCAAACGGAGAAGAGACUCUGAGGAAACAGAUAAGAUAGGAGCAACUGGCAACUCCAAAACGUCAAAUGUCCUUGAUCACCUCGAUACGGCGCACUUCUUCUUGUCGCAAGAAGGAAUGACCCGUUUCGCCGGCUCUACUUCGGGCCUUCCAGUCCUCGAAGCCACCCGACGUAUGCUGCAGAAAAUACCUGAUCCCGUCAACGACGCGCAAAGUCCCAUGGGUGAACCAAAUUGGUCAUGGCUCUCUUCAUUACUAGAGGACGGAGAGGGAUCCUCAAAGAGCGGUAGGGAGUCUUUCCUUCGUCGUCAAGAACGAGACGAGCCGGAAUACUUUCCUGGAAGGGAUCACGCCUCGGAACAAGGCGGAGAAGACAUUUUCGCAAGGAUUUCGGAGAUCAUACCACCUGAUUUGAUGGCCUCUCUUGUUCAGACUUAUUUCGCAGUUGUUCAUCCUGUUUGGCCUAUUAUCCACAUCCAGUCAUUCUUUGCAGAUUUCUAUAAGUGGACCAGCUAUUCCUUUGCGGCGUUAGUGGUAUCUAUGUGCAUGUUGGCGACCCGCUACACGAAUGACCCAAGAGUGCUAGCUGAACCGGAUAUCUCAGCCAGUGCAGGGUUCCAAUAUUUUGAGCUUUUCAGGCAAUUGCGUGCACAAGCUUCGACAGAGGAUAACGUGAUUCAAGCAAUCCAGAGCCUGUUUUUCGCGGCACAAUACCAUUGUGUUGAUAAUGUACCCCACCAGGUUGCACAAGGUCUUUUUGCAGAGGCAGCAGCUCGACUGCUCGAUGGUGGACUACAUCGAGAAAUCUCAGAUAUUGCGCUUGGCGAUUCGCUGGAGAAGGAAACGCGAACACGUACUGCAUGGGCAUGCUAUAGCUGGGAUAAACAACUGGCCGCCAUUUGUGGUAAACCACCACUCCUACGCAUUUGGGACUACGACGUCUCAUUGCCCGAAGUGUUUGAAGAGACGCAAUCGGCUUUUGCUGAGCUCCCCGAAAAUCAAGAUGAGAAGCUGAGCGCAAUCUUCAUCCAGCAAAUCCUGUUGUCAGUGGUACUUGAAAAAACGUUGACCUCGUGCACCCAUCAUCCCGAAUUUGAUAACUGCGAAAUGCUCAACAGAUGGGCAAGGAGCAUGCGCCCAGAAGUCGAAGAUAUGAAGGCUCUAGAUGAUUCAAUGCGGCUGCUGAAUGAAUGGCGAGAGGCCCUCCCGCCAGCAAUGUCAGACCGCUCGAUCGCUGGUCGCCUCGCUUCGCCGAUGUACAGCGUCGAAUACGAACAGAUUGCUGUAAUCGAGCAGACCAUAGAAAUGCUUAUAGCGGGCCGCAAACUGCAGCUUGCGACACUUGCCAAGACCCGGGAAAACACGUCAACGACUCGUCUGGAGUCUGCACGUGAUGCUAUUCUCGAAGCAGGAAAACACACGCUAGCAUCAGCAGUAAAGAUGGGCUCUGCCAAAAUGCUCGGCAAAUGUGAUAUUCUCCUGGCAUAUCGUAUAUUGAUGGCUGGUCGGUUUCUACUAGCCAGUCUGUUAUCAGCCCGCGCAGAUUGCAAAGCCGAGCAGGAAGAAGAGGCGACCCGGGCAGUGAGAGCAGCGAUUGUACUUCUCCGUCAUUUCUCGGACGUAUUCCCCAUCUCACUUGGCUCUGCUGAAGUCUUGGAGGAAACAUGCCGAGUUUGCCGGGUUGACAUCUCUUUGCCUACAGCGGCAACUCCCGGCCACCCUCGGCACAACCUGUACGCCUGGCAUCGGCCCCUCAGGCUUCGUGACAAGCAUUCCAAUGAAAAAGAUGGCUGUCGUUCUCAAGUCAGGUCACCAACGAAUGUCAUGUCUGGAGACGCCGCAGCGGACGCCAUAGCGUCCAUGUUUUCCCCGGUGGACGCAGCAUUUGGGUUAGGUUCUUUACCUUUACCUUUCCCUGAGAUUGGAACAGAAGGAGAAAGGCAGCCAGACUUCUCAUGGCUUCCUCCAGGUGGUAGUGUCCCUUACUACUUUCCCUCACAUCCAUCAGAGUAACGUAGCAGUAUAUACCUUUAGUUUCAGGUCAAGAAUGCAAGCUGUGUUCGCGUCUUUGCAUGUGCAUGU